AUGUUUGCCAGCGGUUACGACAGGAUGCAGCAUGCGGUAGAACCCAUCACUGCCACCGUUGAGCCAGUGCCGAUGGUGGAUGCAGUGCAGAAGACGGAUAAGCCUGUGCCGCAGGAGGAAGCCAGACAGGAGAUAAAUAGUGAUGCGAUUGCUAGUAGAAGUCAAGACAGUUUGGUAAGCAAUACUAUAUCUACUAAGAACAUACAAGUACGUGACACAAGCCUCUCAGCGUUGGUGAAGAAUGCGCAGCAAUACAAAGGAGCUUUGGACAAGCGUAACGAGGAGAUCAAGAAGCGUAAACGUGAACAGAAGCAGCGAUACGGAUGGUAG
Nakaseomyces glabratus is the source of this 330-nucleotide messenger RNA. RefSeq lists its product as uncharacterized. NCBI's taxonomy places the organism in Eukaryota, Fungi, Ascomycota, Saccharomycetes, Saccharomycetales, Saccharomycetaceae. The record is from RefSeq and is a predicted model, not a curated record.